Molecule: messenger RNA, 1720 nt
Organism: Aricia agestis (brown argus)
Lineage: Eukaryota; Metazoa; Arthropoda; Insecta; Lepidoptera; Lycaenidae
Exons: 1
Coding region: 306-1694 (462 amino acids)
Biological process (GO): DNA integration; DNA recombination
Molecular function (GO): DNA binding
Source: RefSeq, a predicted model, not a curated record
GGUACGUGGACAGAGCAACAGCAAUCCUGGCACGUAAAUCAAAAAGAAAUGUUUGCAGUUUACGGGGCAAUCGUACACGAACAGCUUUAUAUACGAAAUGCCCAGAUUCUUCUGCAAACCGACAAUCGGACAGUGGUCUCGUAUAUAAACAAGGAGGGAGGAACAAAAUCGAAAAAGCUCCUGAAACAAACCCAACAACUGUUGACGCUCCUGGACAAUCAAAAUGUGCAUUUAGUAGCUCAGUACUUUCCCGGCAGAUUCAAUUGCGAAGUGGACGCUCUAUCUCGACAGAAAGUUUGUCCCGAAUGGCACCUGACAGCAACUGCAACCGAGCCGAUAUUCCAAAUGUGGGGCACACCAGAGAUAGAUCUUUUUGCGUCCAAAACGGCGCAUGUGGUAGAGAAGUAUGUGUCGAUGGACGUUUUGGACGAGGACGCCCACCGUCUCAAUGCAUUUUGUCACCAGUGGCAGUACAAAUUGGCAUGGAUCUUUCCUCCACCGAGUCUGAUCCCCAGGGUACUGCAACACCUGAACCAGGCCCAGGGUCAGUACAUACUGAUUGCCCCGAGGUGGGACAAAGUGUUUUGGCAGGCCGAUGUUCGCCACCGUGCUCUUCGGCCUCCAUACACGAUUCCGGACUUACCACACGUUCUCCUGGACACGACGACGGGAACUCACCCUCCACAAGUCAAAGACCUGCAGCUGGAGGCUUGGCUAAUUUUGGGUGGCAAGAAAUGUUGACCGACUGGACGGAGGAGGAACAGAAACUGCUCAUGUCAAGUUGGCGAGCAUCAACAAUUAAAACAUACAGACCAGCGUGGGACAGAUGGAAAAAGUGGUGUGAGUCGAAUUCUAUUAACUUUAAAUAUCCAAAUGCCGAUCAAGUUGCACGUUACCUUGCCCAUUUACAUUGUGACAUAGGUCUCUCAUAUAAAACUAUUUUAGUCCAUAAAUCGGUUAUCUCUACAUUUACGCAUUUAACGUCUCACCUUGAUUUAUCUUCUAAUUUCUUUAUUAAACAUAUACUAAAAGCUAUAUCAGUAGCUCGAGAAACUCCCUCUAAGCCUCCGAUAUGGAAUCCAAGACAAUUGAUAGUCCAUAUAGGUGUAUAUAAUUUAGAUGAAAAUAAUUUAUAUCAAGUAUCACGGCAUACAGCUACACUUUUACUGCUGGCUUCUGGCCGUAGAGUUCACGACCUUACUUUGCUGCGCGUGGACAAUCAAAGAUUGAUUGACGAAGGUAAUACAAUGAUUUUAUGGCCAGUAUUUGGUUCUAAAACUGAUAAUUAUAAUUAUAGACAGUCAGGAUGGAGAAUAAAGGCUCAUCCAAUUAAAAGGUUAAAUAUUAUAUUUUGGAUAAAACGGUUGAUUGACUUAGGUGCAGGUCGAAGGAAUAAUAUAACCCACUUAUUUAUUACCGCCAGAGGUGAUGUUAAACCUGCCUCCAGGACAGUUAUAGGGAAUUGGGUUAAGUCUCUGCUAUCUGAAGCUGGAAUUCAAGCCACCCCUGGCUCUGUAAGGUCGGCUGUGGCUUCUCUUAAUUUUGUGGAACAAUUCCCUAUAGAUCAAAUUCUUAAAACUGGUAAUUGGAGAUGUGCUCACACUUUUAAAAAUUAUUACCAAAAGGAAAUAAUUAAUUGUAAUAAUGCAAAUCAGUCAGUUUCAUUAUCUAAUUAUUUUGAUCCUGUAAAUUAAAUUGAUUAAUAUAAUAUAAUUGUUAU